Messenger RNA from Zophobas morio, 856 nucleotides. Its product is annotated as DNA oxidative demethylase ALKBH2-like. The transcript has 4 exons. The coding region runs from base 112 to 789 and encodes 225 amino acids. Lineage: Eukaryota; Metazoa; Arthropoda; Insecta; Coleoptera; Tenebrionidae. The record is from RefSeq and is a predicted model, not a curated record. Gene Ontology annotation, molecular function: ferrous iron binding; cytosine C-5 DNA demethylase activity. Gene Ontology annotation, biological process: DNA repair; DNA alkylation repair.
UAACCUAUAAAAUAAAUUCAAGUCAGUGUUGUGUGUCAAGGGCUAAAUUUGUUCAUCCUCGUGCUGGCUUACAGACUGACAUUUAUGUAACAAAAAGCACAAAGCACAGACAUGUUAAAACGAAGAAAAAUUGAUUUUGGAGCUUCCAUUGAACGACUAAAAACAUCCUCCAUAGAAAGAAAGAAAAUAGUUUCUGAUAAUCUAGAUCUAGACUAUAUUAGGCUUCUGCCACAGGAGUUGGCCACUGAGUUACUGAAGCAGUUAGAAGACUCAAUAGAGUACUUGGAUGGUGAAUUCUCUAAGGUAAAAGUUUUUGGAAAGUGGCACCAAAUACCCAGACAACAAGCUGCAUAUGGAGAUGAGGGCACAGUUUAUCGAUUUUCGGGUGUAACUAUUCCGGCCAAACCGUGGACUGAACCUCUCGAGUUAGUUAGAAAUUUAAUAAAAGAGGUCACUGGGUUCACUUACAAUUUUGUCUUAAUUAAUAAGUACAGGGACGGUAAAGACCACAUUGGAGAACACAAAGAUAACGAAGCAGAACUUGACAAGAACACACCUAUAGCUUCUUUAUCACUAGGACAACAAAGGGUGUUUGUGCUUAAGCACCAAGAUACUAGAAAGAAAGGUCCGGCUAAGCGGGAUAUCGCCAAAGUUGAAGUGGAAUUGCAGCACGGAAGCCUUCUUCUAAUGAACCCACCCACUAACAGUUUUUGGUAUCAUUCUCUGCCCCCUAGGAAGAAUGCGCCGGGUGUCAGAAUUAACCUAACUUUUAGAAAAAUUAACAAUUAAAGUCAUUAAGUUUGUACGAAACAAUGUAUACAGUUUAUUUUUUGAUAAUAAUUUAAUUUUUAAGUUA